Messenger RNA from Anopheles marshallii, 924 nucleotides. Its product is annotated as brachyurin-like. The record is from RefSeq and is a predicted model, not a curated record. Bases 22 to 924 code for a protein of 300 amino acids. The transcript has a single exon. Gene Ontology annotation, biological process: proteolysis. Lineage: Eukaryota; Metazoa; Arthropoda; Insecta; Diptera; Culicidae. Gene Ontology annotation, molecular function: serine-type endopeptidase activity.
UCACUCAGUGUCGUGGUCAGGAUGAAAACCUUCGUGCUUCUUGUUGCGCUGUUCGCCGUCGCUAGCGCCGAAUGGAUCGAUAUCGAUUGGUCCAAGGUGCGCCCGAUCGAGGAAUUCGAUCACUACUGGGAACGUCUGCCACCUGAAAUGCAGGUCUACCGCAAGAUGCUACCUACCCAACGUAUCGUCAAUGGACAGGAGGCUAUUCCUGGGCAGUUCCCGUACCAGAUUGCACUGUUGAGCACCUUCGCCGAUGGAACUGGUCUGUGCGGAGGUUCCGUGCUUACCAACAACUUCAUCUUGACCGCUGCCCAUUGCGUCGUCUCUGGUGAUACGAUUCUCGCUUCGGGUGGUACUGCCAUCCUCGGUGUCCAUAACCGAAAUAUACAGGAGCCCACCCAGCAACGCAUUGCUUUCUCGGCCGCCGGCAUCAAUGCUCACCCGGGUUAUACUUUGACCAACAUCCGCAAUGAUAUCGCUAUCGUACGAAUGAAUUCUCUGAUAAUUUACACCGAUCGUAUCCAGCCUACACGCCUACCUGGUCGCUCGGAUACUCGUCAGUUCGGUGGAAUGAUAGGAACCGUAUCUGGAUUCGGACGUACCACGGACACGGGUGCAACUUCACCUGUUCUAAUGUUUUACCACAACCCAGUUAUGACCAAUGCUGACUGUAAUGCACAUUGGAGCACUAACGUGGUUCAGGCCCAGAAUGUGUGCGUGAACACAGACGGUGGUCGUGCAUCAUGUAACGGUGACUCCGGUGGCCCACUAACCGUCCAGGAUGCUGGUAGAAGUCUUCAGAUUGGUAUUGUGUCGUUCGGAGCUGCUUCUGGUUGCUCGGGCCCAAUGCCAAAGGUGUUCGCUCGUGUUACGUUCUUCAUGGACUGGAUCCUGGCCAACUCUGACUACGUUGCUGCUCCUUAA